AUGAGCCGGCCAUAUGAUUUGAUUGUGCAUGGCGCCACCGGCUACCUGGGCUCUCUGGUGGUGCAGUACCUAUGGGCCAACAGUCCACCGACCCUCCGAUGGGCUGUCGCCGGCCGCAGCGAGAAGAAGCUGGUGGCGCUUGCCAACUCCCUAGACCAAUCCCUACACCGUCGGAGUAAGUCCUUCAGCUCCCGCACUGAGUCAAAGCUGAGAGCAGCCUGUAUCGAGAACUCCACUGCCUAUGUGGAUUCCACAGGUGAACAUGUCUGGACGCAGCAGCUGGCAGCGCAGUGGCACGACAAGGCCAUAGCCAACAAGGCAAUUAUCAUCCCCCAAUGCGCCGUGGAGUCCAGUCCCCCAGACCUAAUGACGCUGCUUCUCGCGCGCAGGUUGCACCGUCCUUUGGGUCCCGUCUUCUUCACAAUCCAACAUACCUGGACUGGUUACAGCGGGGGUACCAUCGCAAGCAUCCUCGCGGGUAUCGAGACGUACUCAAUUGGGCAGAUGAUGGCUGCCAGCGCACCUCACGCAACCUGCAUCCCCGACGCCGGACCGCAUAACCUUCAUCCCCCGCUGUUCCUCCCAGUCCGACGGGAUCGCGUCCUUGGUAUUCUCACCUUCAACCCCUCCGCAAUGGCUGAUCAGGCUGUGGUUAUGCGCACCUGGUCCCUUCUACAGCGAUACGGGCGGCGAAGCGAGCGAUACGGUGAGCGAUUCAGCUUCCAGGGGUAUACCGCGGCGCCGAGCUGGCUGCAGGCGUGGUCCUCGUUUCUAGCCAUAUCCGUCGCGGCUUUUUGUGUCGUUGUAUUCCCACCACUCCGGUGGCUGCUCCAAUGGCUGUCCCCGCAACCGGGAACCGGACCGCGGGUGACCGGGGAGAAUCAUUUCGUGGAAUGGAAGGCCACAGUCGCAGUGGAUGGGGAGGAUGUAAGCCAGCCCAGUGCAGUGGGUGUCAUGCGCAUGGACACGGACAUGUAUAGUGUCUGUGCGACUUUGGUCAGUGAAGCUGCCUUGACGCUGUUGGAGGUUUUGGACGGAGAUGACAAUGGAUCGAUGGUCAAGGAGUUAGGUGGGGGGAUUCUCACCCCUGCAUCGUUGGGGAUGUUAUACGUGGAGCGGCUGGAAACGGCCGGUUUGCAGUGGAAGGUGACGGAAAUAGGAAAGGAUAAGUAG
This is a messenger RNA of Aspergillus fischeri NRRL 181, 1173 nucleotides long. Its product is annotated as putative saccharopine dehydrogenase. The coding region runs from base 1 to 1173 and encodes 390 amino acids. The record is from RefSeq and is a predicted model, not a curated record. Lineage: Eukaryota; Fungi; Ascomycota; Eurotiomycetes; Eurotiales; Aspergillaceae. The transcript is spliced from 3 exons.